GUUGUUGUUUCUUUUCCAAAAGUUGGAUCUGGCUCAACUUCUUUUUUUGGCAGACAAAACACUCUACCCCGACUUAAAUGAAUGAAAAAACCUGCAUGAAUGUGCUACUUAUUCUUCUGUCUCGAUAUCUGUGUCAUGAAUUUGUUGCUCUAUGAAGCAAAUGUAUGACGAAAGAUGCUUUAUAUAUAGGUGUUUACAGGACGUACGUGAAUGAAAAGUAGCUGCAGUGGCCGCUAUCCGUUUAGUAGUGUUUUUUUGUUGUUGUUGAUUCCCCCAAUAUUUUUGGUCUUUUUGCCAUCUGAACUAGAUUUUAUUUUGAAGUCGCUAUCAACCAACAUCCGGUGUUGUCGUCGUGUAACUUGACACCCACCGUCCUCAUCGAUGAUCCGUGUCUCCGGAUCAAUUGAGCAGCCUGGCCCGGGCCAACACGAAGCCAGCCAGGACUCGGUCUGCCUUCCUUUCGCUGUCAGACACCGUGAAAACGACCCACCACCGCCACCACAGACAGUUCGUUUACGGUUUACCGGAGCUCUCGAGCGUUCCCUCCGUUAACCGCAACGUAGCAGCGCGCGCGCGCGUGUCUGUGUGCGCGUGUGUACUUAACCAACGGCCGUUGGUUCGAUGUGGCGUUCGCGGUCCGACAGACAAACGGCCGCCAGAGCACUGCAGCAGCCUUUGCGUCAAAGCCAGCUAACGCUAAACCGUGUUAGGACAGGUCAGCGUUAAACGGAGACAGAGAGAGAGAGCCGGUACCGGCCACGUUACCGCGGUGGCUAGACAGCCAGGCUAUUUUUGGCGUCGUGCGUGCGUGUUAAAAACUGUCACGGUUGGCGGUUAUUUAAAAAAAAAACGUUUUUUUGAAUAAACGACCGUUUGGAAUCUGAAGCUUACUUCAAAUAACGUUCUAAAAAUAGGAAAUUUCUGUUAUUCGGGGUUUUGAAUUAAACAACCCGGAGGAGGAGGAGGAGGGGGGCCUCAUAAAGCUAAUAUAACAUAUGAGGCCCGGCUGAAAAGAAAGAAAGAAAGAAAAGAAAGAAGAUGGACCUGAAUUUUUAUUCGGAUUUAACGGACGGUACCGGGCAGCACGACGGUGAUCCAGAGUUCCUGGAUCCGCAGUCGUUCAAUGGAUUUGACUCUGACAACAAGUUCCCCGGAGGCAGCGACAACUACCUGACCAUUUCUGGCUCCAGCCAUCCGUUCCUCUCCUCCUCAGAGUGUGCCACUAAACCCAUUGACCUCUUCAACCUCGCUGGAUCUGCUGGUGGAACCUUCCACACUCCCAGCCUCGGCGAUGAGGAGUUCGAAAUACCUCCCAUCUCUUUGGAUCCGGACUCGGCCCUCACUGUGUCCGGCGUUGUGUCUCAUUUCGGGGAGCUGUCGGACACCGGCCCAUCCGACAGCGUGGUGGUACCCGGGAAUGCCGUGGUCGAAGGGGACGACCCCUCGUUCGCCUCCACUUUUGUUAACGCUCCCUCGCAGGGCCUGGAGCACCUGAGUCUGGGAGUCAUCAACCAGUCAGGAGGAAGCGCUUUGUUGGGAUCGUCAUUGGGAAUGGAUCUCGGUCACCCCAUCGGCUCUCAGUUCAGCAGCUCGUCCCCGGUGACCAUCGAUGUCCCGCUCGGUGACAUGAGCCAGGGUCUGCUGGGCUCCAACCAGCUGACCACAAUUGACCAGUCGGAGCUCAGCGCUCAACUUGGGCUCGGCUUAGGAGGCGGAAGCAUACUGCAACGCCCCCAGUCGCCCGAACACCCUCUGUCAGCCACGGCGUCGCCCACCAGCUCGCUCCAGGAUGACGACAUGGAAGACUUUAGAAGGAGCGUCCUUGUCGAGUCCCCGGUCUCUCUCGCCGUCUCUCCCGGCGUUAUCUCACUCGAUUCCUGCCUGUGCGAGUCCCCGCUCUCCACCCCGGCCUCCAGCGUAUCCCUGGCCGUCGGACAGAAAGUAGGAGCAGGAGUAGUGAAGCCGGUGCAGAAGCCGAAGCCUACGAAAGGCCCCAACGAACCUCAGAAACCUUUGUCGGCCUACGCGUUGUUCUUCAGGGACACGCAGGCGGCCAUCAAAGGACAAAAUCCCAACGCCACGUUUGGAGAGGUUUCCAAGAUAGUGGCCUCCAUGUGGGACAGCCUGGGGGAAGAGCAGAAACAGGUUUACAAGAGGAAAAAUGAAGCAGCGAAGAAGGAUUAUUUAAAGGCGCUGGCAGAGUACAGAGCCGGCCAGAUUUCUCAGGCCCCUAUCGAAGUCAUGGACACCGCGCCAUCGCCCCCACCUCCGGCCCCGGCUCCCGUCGUCACAGCCGCACCUGCCACCCCCCUAACCGCUCGCUCCACCAGGUCCCAGCAUUACAACCCUGAGGAGAACACCAUCACCAACAUCUGUACCUCCAACAUCAUCCUGGACCUGCCCCAGGUCACCACACGCUCCAAAACCGGCGCCAUCAAACCCCAACUCAACCCCUCGCCCGCGACCGCCCCUCCGAACCUGCCCACCGUCACCAAGAUAAUCAUCAAGCAGACGCCGCUGCCCUCCGGCGGCAUGUCCGUCACGGCGACGGCCGCCUCCUCGCCGCGCCAGCCUCCGCCGCUGCAGCAGAUGCAGAGCACCCCGCCUCCGCCUCGGCUUCAGCAGAUGGUGCACGCCCAGGCUCCUCCGCCCCUGCAGGCCAAACCACGAGGCGCCGCCACCGCCCCGCCUCCACUGCAGAUUAAGAUCGUCCCCUCUGCACGGCAGUCGAAUUCGAGCGCGCCGAUCAUUGUGACGUCAGGCGGCGAGACGCCCACGUCGCCCAUUGCAGGUCUGACAGUGGAGGUGGGACAGUCGGCAGGAGAGGAAGUGGCGGAGGCAGAAGAAGGGAUGGAGGUGGAGGUGAACGUCGCGCCUCUUCCGAGCGUGACUCCAACAUCCCGUAACAUUUGCGUACGUGCCGGCUGCACCAACCUGGCUGUGGAGAGCAAAGACUGGGACAAGGAGUACUGUAGCAACGAGUGCGUCGCCACACACUGCAGAGACGUGUUCAUGGCGUGGUGUGCUAUCCGAGGGCAGAACUCCACCACGGUCACAUAGGAAGAGGAGGACACAUCGAAUGAAUGAACGAAUGGAUGGAUGAAUGAUAGACUCGGGUAUAAUGAGACAUAACGGUUUAGACAGACGCGGAGACGUAUUUGAAAGUCACUACAAUGUACUUCUCUGUGAUUGACGGCACAAAUGGAACUCGAGAAUGACGGACGGAAUAAUGAUACAGAAGAAGAAACUAAAGACUUUCACGUUGAUCAUCUGUUGUGAGUUUGAGUUAAGGACUUGAUAAAAAAAAACAGAACAUUUUAUAUGAAUUUAUGGUGAUUUUAAUUGUUUUUGAAAAGAAACAAAGUGCAGGAAUGAAAUCAUGAUCUUGCAGACGAGUUCAGUUCAUUUCACUUUAUGUGUGUGUGCUCUUCCCUUUACCGUUACGUCGAGGAUCGAGUCACGUAAACGAAAAGUGACGCGGACACGCGAGCGACAACCGGGCAAAGCACAAACGGGUAGUUUAAAGACGUACGAAGAAGAAGAAGAAGAAGAAGCCAUUUCGAGACGAGGUGGCCACCAGCCAAAUGCCGUUUGUCAGCUUUACAAGCCACUAUUGGAGGAAGAGCGGGGAGAAAAAAAACUACCAUAAAGUUUCACAGGUGCUAAAAUUCAGGAAAGAAAUCGCUCAAACUUUUUUGUGUUCUCCUCUCCUGCUGAAAUAACCCCACGACGUACGAGCUCGUUUUUUUUUUUUUUUUUUAAAUACGUGGUGCAUAUUUUGUUUGACGAGGUUGAAAUAUGGUGUUUAAAAAAAAAUGGAUGGAAAUAAACACACCAGCUCUGACAAACACUACUGUAAAAUGGGAAGGAGGGAACACAGUGUAACAGCUUUACUUUUUAACGUUAACGUGUUUUAAUUUAACGAGAUGAUUUCAGGUCUGAGUAAUCAAGAAAGGUGACGUUUGCUUCCAAAAAACAAACAAACAAACAAAAAAAAAAGUCUAGAUGAAAUGAUGCAGUGAUCGGUCUGGUUUAUUGUAGAUAUCUUGGAAAUGUUUUUAAUGGUGAAAUAAAAAAGUAUUUUAUGUUUUAAUAUACAUUUGGUGAUGCACAUUAUGACCUUAGUUAACUGCUGGAGUCAAAAUUUAUUUGAUUUAAAGGUCCAGUGUGUAAGAUUUAAAGGGAUCUAUUGGCAGAAAUAUUCAUAACUAUGUUUUCGGUUGUGUAUAUUAACCUGAAAAUAAGAAUUAUGUUUUUGUUACCUAUCUCGAUUGGACUUUUUCUGGACGUUGUAGUUUAUCUG
This is a messenger RNA of Larimichthys crocea (large yellow croaker), 4303 nucleotides long. It is a transcript of the gene tox4b, whose product is annotated as TOX high mobility group box family member 4 b. NCBI's taxonomy places the organism in Eukaryota, Metazoa, Chordata, Actinopteri, Sciaenidae. Gene Ontology annotation, biological process: regulation of transcription by RNA polymerase II. Bases 1039 to 3060 code for a protein of 673 amino acids. Gene Ontology annotation, molecular function: chromatin DNA binding. The record is from RefSeq and is a predicted model, not a curated record. The transcript has 10 exons. Gene Ontology annotation, cellular component: nucleus.